This is a messenger RNA of Suillus paluster, 1689 nucleotides long. RefSeq lists its product as uncharacterized. The transcript has 6 exons. Gene Ontology annotation, molecular function: protein binding. Bases 1 to 1689 code for a protein of 562 amino acids. Lineage: Eukaryota; Fungi; Basidiomycota; Agaricomycetes; Boletales; Suillaceae. The record is from RefSeq and is a predicted model, not a curated record.
AUGUAUUUCAUUUACUACCACCAUCAUGAUUCCUAUCCGGAGAGUCUUGGCAUAAUGAUGCUUCAGUCUAUGCGGUCACCCCACACCAUCACAAGUCAGCAACAGGAGUUGAAAGAGAUAUUGGAUCAAUGGGACGGCAGCCAACCUCAAGAACUGGACGAAGAUGUGCCCAUCAUUUCCAGUGAGCGGCCAAGAUAUGGCCGCAUGAUCGGGGAAUGGGUCUACGAGAUUGACCUUGAUCACAAUAUAUUCCACGUAAAUGGUGUACCAUUUUACUCCUUGGAAUGCCUGCCAGACAAUGAGUGUUUCCUCGAAGACAUUUCCGAAGACCAUUAUGGCAAGUUCGCUUGUCAUCCAGAGUACCCCCCUCAGCACAAGUACAAGAAGCCAGCGCCGCCAGUUGUAAACGACCCCGACCUCGCGAUUGACGUCUUGUCUCCAGACGAGCAGGUUCGGGUCGCAUUGUUAGAGAUAAUGGUUGGGCAGUGCAUAGCCAACCUAGACACUGUUGCCGAGUUAAUCUACGAAUUCAACAUAUCCCCUUACAAUCAACUCCCGGAUAGCGGAUUGUCGGUUGCAUACGCCAUGGCCAGUUUUGCGUUUCUUCCUCAGAUAUUCGACAGCGAGUCCGGGUUCGUUCGCCAUUCCGAGAGGCUGAGGAGAGAGAAGUUUAUUUCAUGGGUUCGCAAAGACACCAUUGUUUGCAUCACAACACAUCUGGACGGCGAGCGAUGCUUCCAGGCCUCCGUGUCACGCCUGAUCAAUGCAAUUUUAGAGCAACGGGAUGUUCCUGGUGAUUACUUUGGAAUUGCGUUCUCCAUUGCCCACUGUGCAAUCGUCAAAGUUGCGAAACGCGCACACAAAACGACGUUCAGUCAUACGCCCACACUCCAAUUUUUGCCAUCAUUCUACGCAGAUUCGCCUUCUACACCAGGCAUCACUGCUCUUGCCCGUCUUGGCUAUCGCAUCGACCCAGCACUCUUUGUGCGUGCUAUGGAUGUUUAUCAUGGACCCUGGGGAUUAUGGGUUUCCCGCAGGCGAAGGGGGAUUGUUAUUCCCUCUACUAUGGGCAGGGGAAUGGUGUCAGACGAGUGUCGCACUGAUCAUGAAAAGUCGUGCGCUGAGGGAGCUAAUGAUACACCACCCAGUAUUAGGUGUGCGGUGCUGCCUCCUGAACUUUGGCGAGAGAUCGCUCUUCAUCUCGAUCUCCAAGACAUCUUCACCCUCGGGUUGGUUUCAAAACUAUGCCGUCACACAGCUUCGACGGUACUCCGUUAUCCCCACGUCUGUGGUUAUCGACUGGUCGCUGUUUCCAAAGAGACACCAGACUGGCUGCUACAUCAUCAUCGCUCUCUGACUGCUGCAUCUUUUUCUGCCUCAUUCGCCGGCAUUCCUACUACUCUGCUUGUCGGGCGGCGUGAUAAAUCAGAGGAGCAUAUGGCCAUUCCGCUUGAUAUUAGUAGUUUGAAAGACUUCUAUCCCCGUUUCGAGCACAUUGUAUUUUGUAAACAGACUUGGUUCAAUACUCUCGCUGCUAAUCAUUGCGAAUCGAAGCCUGAGCAGGUGAUAUGCGACCCCUAUGCAUGUGUUACCUUACCCGAUGAUACAGAUAUCUGCGUCAGCCAACACCUGGGCCAGAUCACGUACCUUCAAGAAUUGUACAUCGAGGCAGCGGUAGCGGCUCGCUGA